GAUCUGCAAAAGUGGACGAAGAAAUAGUGCGUGUUGUUGUUUAUCUCUUCCGUGAUAUACGUAGUGAUUUGUGAUGCUAGCCGAGAGCCGAACAAUCGCGGUGAUAGUGUUCCUACUCGUCUCCCUGCAAGAAGUGAUAACCAGUGAUAAUGCGUUCAUAGAUGACCCCCCUGAUGGAUAUUAUAGGCGAACUUCGUUAGAUGACUGUCCCAACCGGUUCUACAGCGAGGAUGUAAGCAGUGCCCUCGGAUUCUUUAUUCUGGGUGGACUUCGUGCAUUUCGUAGCGAAUAUCCUCAUAUGGCUGCCAUUGGCUGGACCAACAGAUACACUCGUCGUGUGGAGUACAACUGUGGUGGAUCGUUGAUUUCCUCACGAUUUGUAAUAACAGCCGGACACUGCGGACGUAGUGAUGAAGGAGUUCCUCCAGACGUGGUUCGACUUGGCGAUACCAACCUCGCGACGAGAGAAGAUGAUUCAUACGCUCAAUCUAUAAAGAUCAAACAAUUUCUACCUCAUCCUCACUAUAAAACGACUGAAAAGUAUCACGAUAUCGCUCUGAUCGAACUGGAACAGGACGCGAGAUUAGAUUUCUCCGUGUGUCCGAUAUGUUUGUGGCCUCACGACGAUUUAUACAGGUUCAACGAUGGGCUACAAGUGGCUGGCUUUGGAGUUACCGAUUUUGGUUCCGAUCGCAGCCCAACUCUGCAAAAGACCACCUUGAACUAUUUGGACCACAAAACAUGCAAUAGUAUGCUACCGCGACCACGAUCGCUUUACAAUGGACUCACCGCAGAUCAAUUCUGCACCAAGACACCUCAGCGGGACACCUGUCAAGGCGAUUCGGGUGGACCGAUUCAAGUCGAACUGUCGGAUGUGAACAGGAUGAUACCUUAUUUGGUGGGUGUGACAUCGUUCGGAACUGGCUGCUGGGACGGGUCGUUUGGAGUAUACACUAAAAUUUCAAGUUACCUCGAAUGGAUCACUUCGAUAGUGAAUGUGACCACGGAUCCACUAGCGUGCGCCCGCCAAUCCGAGUGUCUUUCGGCGAGAAAGUUUUCAGACAGCCGCAUAACACCUCAAAACAAUUCACCUUUCUUUCGGGUUGAAAUUCGCCGGGCAGGUGAAAGCUUCAAUCAGUGUAGUGGUGCACUGAUCGAUUAUCGUCACGUGGUUACUUCCGCUGCUUGUACCGAUUGGAACGGUCGAGAACCCACCGAAAUUUUAGCCAGUGAUCAAUCGGUUAAAAUUGUUGAAAUCAUACGUCACCCGAUGUACAUACCAGGCGAACAUUACCACGAUAUCGCGCUGUUGACUCUUGUGAAGUUCUACAAUCCGCACAAAAUCUACCAAUUCACUGCGCCUGCCUGCAUCUGGCGGAACGAGCGAAUCCCCGAGCCGAUUGUGUUUUAUUCCGGAUAUGGACCCGAUUUUACCGGGCCAAUGAGCAGCGCCGUGUCCGAAGUGCCAUUAAAAAUAUUAACCGCUUUAUACACGGAAAAUGGGAUCUGUGAUAAAAAUUAUAACAACAAAUUCGUGAAUGAGCUUCCGCAAGGAUUCAACCGUAAUUUUAUCUGCGCGGAAAAUCCCGUUGAAUUGGUGCCUGAAAUAUGCAAGCUGGAACCUGGUGGUCCCAUUUCCAAUUUCCGCCGGGAUAAUAUUGUGCCAUACAUUUACGGGAUAAACACACUCGGUACCAAGUGUGGCGGAACGGGUAAUCCUUUCGUUGCCACACGAAUCUCUCCUUACUACAGCUGGAUCGAAUCGUUGAUUGUGAAUGGGUCCAAAUUUGACACCGAUAAACAGAGAGUGCAGGAGCCUGUCGGUAAUGAGAUAACAAUCACCCAGCACGACUCGAGUGUAGGUAAUCGCGGAGACUUUCCCCAUGAGCAGGAUCUCGUCUCCUAUGUCUUGCCUGGCCUGAUUGCGGAGGCCGAUCGUAAGUUGACGCAACAACAUGGAGAUUCACUGCUGGCCGGAGCAUUCAAGCCACUAGCGACUGCCUCUGUCUUUCAUCGCCUGCACUCACGCAAGCCGCUUAAAGUGACAAUCUACGGUACCCAGCUGGAUCAAAUUCCGGAAGACUCGAAGGAACUGCUGGAUACGAUCAACACGAUUCCUCUUCACUCCUUCAAGACUCUCCCAGUUGCACCAGUCAAGCCGAACAACGUCGAAAUCGUAAAAGCUGUGGAGCUAGGUUCAUUCAUGCAGAUUUCAUCUUCAUCUUCGGCUCAAACAUUGAUUCAACUUUUGACCAAGCCGCUCACCAGCACAAAGUCUUUCAUAACACCGUUUUCGGCAAACAUUGACGAUAAUCAGAUGUCUACGCCCAAUCAUGCACCAUUGGAACCGAUCCUGUCAACGAUUCAACCACAAACGCAAGCUACACAUCCAUAUCCUAGCCUGGCAGAAUUCACCAUUGAAAAAUCAAUCGAACACCAAGAAGACGAUGACCGUUGCACUACGAUCACAGGACAGAUGGGAAAAUGCAUACACCAAGGUUUCUGCCAGCGUCCAUCUCUAGUGCAUAGCAGAUUGUCGUAUUGCAAUCUGCAACUGCUUACAGUUUGCUGUCCAGAAAAUAACACGCUUUGAGAUUAUUUAAAUACCUUUGCAUACAUUAUGUCUGAAUGAUAAGAGUUAGCAAUACAAAAAAACUACUAAUAAUA
Messenger RNA from Toxorhynchites rutilus septentrionalis, 2667 nucleotides. Its product is annotated as serine protease 53-like. Gene Ontology annotation, biological process: proteolysis. The transcript has 10 exons. The record is from RefSeq and is a predicted model, not a curated record. Gene Ontology annotation, molecular function: serine-type endopeptidase activity. Lineage: Eukaryota; Metazoa; Arthropoda; Insecta; Diptera; Culicidae. Bases 74 to 2593 code for a protein of 839 amino acids.